Messenger RNA from Morus notabilis, 1610 nucleotides. RefSeq names its product GDSL esterase/lipase At5g55050. NCBI's taxonomy places the organism in Eukaryota, Viridiplantae, Streptophyta, Magnoliopsida, Rosales, Moraceae. The transcript is spliced from 5 exons. Gene Ontology annotation, molecular function: hydrolase activity, acting on ester bonds. The record is from RefSeq and is a predicted model, not a curated record. The coding region runs from base 78 to 1190 and encodes 370 amino acids.
UUUGCCAACCCUUCACCUCUCCCCGAAGCUAGAUUUGAGAGAGAGAGAGUCUUACAUAAUUAAAGCUCUUGAAAAUAAUGGCUUAUUAUAACAAUAACAUUAAUGUUAUGCCAAAGGGUUUCUUCUUAAUCCUAAUUAUCUUUCUUCUUGAUUAUGAGGCCAUAAUCAGUUUCUCAGAAGCUCAACAAGUUCCAGCCAUUUAUGUAUUUGGAGACUCCCUGGUUGAUGUGGGCAACAACAAUUACCUCAAGCUGUCUCUUGCAAAGGCAAACUAUCCUCCUAACGGAGUCGAUUUUCCCGGCCGGAAAGCUACCGGCAGGUUCUGUAACGGCAAGAAUGCAGCAGACUUUCUUGCUGAGAAAGUGGGCUUAGCAACUUCGCCACCAUAUCUAUCUCGUACCUCCAAUUCCAACAAGGACACUUCAACCGGAAUCAGCUUCGCCUCAGGAGGAGCAGGAAUUUUUAAUGGUACAGACGAAUUUUAUCGUCAAUCAAUACCCCUAACAAAACAGGUCGAGCACUACUCGAAAGUGCAUGAGCAGCUGGUGCAGGAACUAGGAAUCGGAGGGACAGAAGUGCAUCUCUCAAAAUCUCUGUUCGCCAUCGUCAUCGGAAGCAACGAUCUCUUCGGCUACUUCGGUUCCUCCGAGCUUCGCAAGAAAGUCACCCCGGAACAGUACGUCGACAAAAUGGUUGUUACACUACAAGAACAACUAAAGAGAUUACACAGUUACGGGGCUCGUAAACUUGUGGCAGUCGGAGUAGGGCCAAUUGGGUGCUGCCCAGCAGAGAGGAAGAAAGACAUCAGAGGAGGAUGCUUGGAAGAAGUAAAUCAAUGGGUUAUCAAGUAUAACGACGGUCUAAAGUCAACGCUGACUCGGCUGAAAUCGGAGCUGAAGAACUUGAACUACGCCUAUUUUGAGACUUAUGAUGUCUUGCUAAACCUUAUCCAGAAACCAGAAUCCUACGGAUUCGUGGAGGUUAAAGCUGCUUGUUGUGGUCUUGGGAAGCUAAAGGCCGAUGCUCCUUGCCUGCCACUCUCAGCAUAUUGCUCCAACAGAGCGGAUCACAUCUUCUGGGAUAAAUAUCAUCCUUCGGAGGCAACUGAUAGCAUUUUGGUUAAUUAUCUCUUCGACGGUCCCUCGGAAUACACAUUUCCGUUGAAUGUGAAGCAGCUAAUUGCUCUUUAAACUCAGAAGCACAAAAAAAAUAAAUAAAUGAUGCCUCAAUGUAAUACCAUCCGGGACUCGAGAGACUAGGAUUUUUUUUUUUAAAAAUCAUCAGAAAAUUGGGAUUUAUGGAAGCCCACUUUUUGUAGCCUAUAAUAAAUAGUUGAACAAAAGAAGAGUUCUGGCAAAAAUUCAAAUGCAAUGAAUAUGUUCUUUGUGCCCAUGUAUUUCAUAGAACCAAAUGAUAAACAAAGAGAAUUGGAUCUCUAUUAAGAUUUUGGACAAGCAAUGAAGCACUCAGAGCUCAAAUUGUUCGACUUUGAUAUAAAGUCACGUAGGACAAAUAGUAAUGUCGUUUACGGCGGCAGAAAAAAGCCUUACACUGUCCGCGUGCUCCGUCUCCGUUGCAACCAUGAUGGUUUUCACCGUUUUAAGUGUUAU